Messenger RNA from Astrephomene gubernaculifera, 1408 nucleotides. The record is from the annotation of a GenBank genome assembly. Lineage: Eukaryota; Viridiplantae; Chlorophyta; Chlorophyceae; Chlamydomonadales; Astrephomenaceae.
CAUAAACAUAGAUACUGAACAAGAUACCGCAAUUUAGGAGUAUAAUGGCUGAGGCGAGAACAUGCCUUUGCAGGUCUUGCUCCAAGCUAUAACGAUAUAACCAUUCCGCCACCGCAAACAUCCUUUCCGCUUGCUCAAUUGCAUUAAUGAGAAAUUCACUACUUCUUGGGAGCGGACGCUUCGUAGCGAACGCGAACACCUCCGGCUGUCGCUGUCGGCCGGGCAGGAGCCAUAACUUACUUUCCUUGCACCAGAAGCGUUGCGUUGCUAAAAGUGUUUUGUCGGCUUCUAAUGUGCCAACCCAUUUGGAUAAGGAGCGUCGCGAACAGUCACAGUCGUUGGAGCGCAUAAUCGAUGGUCUCGAAGUUGACAGCAUAGCUGCGCUGGCCUUCCAUGACCCUGACGACAUACGCGGGCUGGUGGCAACGGAGCCAGUAAGGAGUGCAGCGUUGAUAACAGUCCCUAUCAGCAGCACGGUAGCUGUCGCGGUGGAUGACAGCGGCCAUCUCACGGUUGUAGCGCCCCCGGACAUCCCUCCGAAUGUGAAGAAGGCAAUAGAAGCCGUGGCAGUUCUCGUGCGCGACUCUCCGGACCCCCAGCUUCUCAUCCUUGCCGUACUGCUGCUGUGGGCUCGCAAGUACGGCAACGCGGCAUGGCAGGAGUACUGUGCCGUACUGCUGCCUGCACCUCGGGAGCUCAGCUGCUUGCUGAACUACACCCCGGGGGAGCUCUCCACGCUUCAGCUGCCACACUUGCGGGACGAGGCCUCCCGCCAGCACGACUGGUGCCGCUGGGCUCACACCAUGUGGCUCUGCAGCACCAAUGGGGCGCUGCGGCGACUGGGGCUCGCGAACGACCCAUGGGACACCGCUUGGGCGCUUGCGGCCGUCCGCAGCAGGGCUGUGGAGUUCCCGCUGGGGUUGGGGCGGGCGGGCGGCGGCAGCGGUGGUGGCGGCAGUACGGCAAUGUACGGCAACCGUGGCGGUGCUGGCGGUAGCGGGAGUACGACAACGACGCGUGGGCCCUUCAUGUCCGUACUGGCGCCGGUUGUGGAUCUUGCGAACCAUAGCUCGGAUCCAAACUGUGUCGUACAGCUUACCACGGACCGCUCAAGGGUUGUCCUCCUUCCUCGCCGGGCCAUCAAAGCAGGAGAGCCGUUGACCGUUGACUACGGCUUUGCCCGCUCCUCCUUAGAACUCAUGGCCGAUUACGGAUUCGUUACAACCGGCAACCCCCACGACGGCGAAAUCCCCCUCCCUGGAUUCGAAAAGCUGCCGCCUCUGGAUCCAAACCGGCUGGAACGAGCGGCAACUGCCGUACAAAAGCGUUGGCGAGGUCUAGGGCUGGUUGCGGACCCCAGGCAGCGGCGGCAGCUGCUCUCGGCAGUGAUGGCGGGGGAGGACUGGAC